AUGGUCCUCUACUUCACCCCCGUCGGCGCGGACGAGACGAAGCACUCGCUGUACAUGGGACGGGACAAGGUGGAGAACGAGGACCUCAUCAAGUGGGGCCUCCCCGAGGACGUGUGGUUCCACGUCGAUAAGCUCUCGAGCGCGCACGUGUACCUGCGCGUCGCGCGCGGGGAGAGCAUGGACGACAUCAGAGAGGACGAGCUCGAGGACUGCGCGCAGCUCGUGAAGGCGAACAGCAUCGUGGGGAACAAGGAGAACAACGUCGGCGUCGUGUACACGCCGUGGUCGAACCUGAAGAAACUCCCGAGGAUGGAGGUGGGCCAGGUCGGGUUCCACGACCUGAAGCUCGUGAGGCGCGUGAAGGUGGCGACGCGGAAGAACGAGAUCGUGAACAGGCUGAACAAGACGAAGACGGAGUCGUUCCCGGACCUCGCGAUGGAGAGGGACGAGUACGACCGCGAGAUUCGCGAGGAGAAGAAGGCAGCCUAUCGCGAGCAGGAGUUUCGGAGGGUGGAGGAGGAACGAGAGAGGGCGGCGGAUCGAGAGGCGAGGAGUUACGACCGGAUCAUGGAUACGGACGCGAUGGUGAGCAACAAGGACAACGCGCAGAAGUACGCGUCGGUCGAGGAAGCGGAGGACGACUUCAUGUGA
Molecule: messenger RNA, 651 nt
Organism: Micromonas pusilla CCMP1545
Lineage: Eukaryota; Viridiplantae; Chlorophyta; Mamiellophyceae; Mamiellales; Mamiellaceae
Exons: 1
Coding region: 1-651 (216 amino acids)
Source: RefSeq, a predicted model, not a curated record